CACUCCACCGCCAUGAAAGCAUCUCCAAUCCCACAGCUCCUCGUGGUCCUUCUGCUUGCGAGCAUCAACAGCAGAAAGUCAGACCCGGAUGCUUCCAACACAGCCUCCUUCCGCAGCCUAGCCAUCGACGGCCAAUUCACCUCCCAUGAUGUCUCGAAAGCCGCCGUGGACUUUGGAAACCGAUACCACUUCCUGCCUUUGGCCGUUCUACACCCGGGCUCCGACACCGAUAUUGCCGCAACCGUGAGGCAUGUCUUCCAGCUUGGCCCGAGCUCGAGGCUCACCAUUGCCGCUCGUGGCCACGCGCACUCGCUUCAGGGCCAGGCUCAGGCUGCCGGCGGCAUUGUCGUGCGCAUGGAAUCCCUUGGAAAGGCGAAAACCAUGCGGGUGCACGCCGGAGAAGGCCCAUACGUCGAUGCUCCGGGUGGAGAGCUGUGGAUUGAUGUUCUGAAAGAGGCUCUGAGGCAAGGGCUGGCGCCAAAAUCGUGGACUGAUUAUCUCCAUCUCACCAUUGGAGGCACCCUGUCUAAUGCCGGGAUUAGUGGUCAGGCUUUCCGGCAUGGCCCCCAGAUCAGUAAUGUCCACCAGCUCGAGGUAAUCACAGGGAAAGGAGAAGUUUUGAACUGCUCUUCAACCAAGAAUGCUGAGCUCUUCUAUGGCGUUCUUGGAGGUCUCGGCCAAUUCGGCAUCAUCACCCGAGCUAGGAUUGCGUUAGAGCCGGCGCCAAAGAUGGUAAGAUGGAUUAGAGUUCUCUAUUCGGACUUCGCCAGCUUCACGGAAGAUCAGGAGAAGCUCAUCUCAGCCGAAAGGACCUUCGACUACAUCGAAGGCUUUGUGAUCAUAAACCGAACAGGGAUUCUCAACAACUGGAGAUCCUCCUUCAAUCCACAGGACCCAGUGCAGGCCAGCCAUUUCAAAUCCGAAGGUAAAACUCUUUUCUGCCUGGAGAUGACGAAGAACUUCGAUCCUGAAUAUCCUGAGAAAAUGAUGCAGGAAGUUGAAGAGCUCCUAUCCCAGCUUCGAUAUAUUCCAUCAACGCUCUUCCAAUCCGAAGUUUCGUUCUUGGAGUUCCUCGACAGAGUCCAUGUUUCUGAAGUGAUGCUGCGGUCGAAGGGUUUGUGGGAAAUUCCGCACCCAUGGCUUAAUCUUCUGGUACCCAGAACCAAAAUCCAUGCCUUCGCUGAAGAGGUUUUUGGAAAGAUCCUCACAGACAGCAGCAAUGGCCCAAUACUGUUAUACCCAUUGAACAAAUCCAAGUGGGAUAACAGGACAUCAGCAGUUUUUCCCAAUGAAGAAGUGUUCUACUUGGUGGCUUUUCUUUCUUCUUCACCACGUUCUUCAGGUCAAGAUAGCUUAGCUAAAGCAUUGAAACAGCAGGAAAGAAUCUUAGAAUUCUGCAAGAAGGCUAAUAUCCAGAUGAAGCAAUACUUGCCAUACUACACAACACAGGAAGAAUGGAAGAUCCACUUUGGGCCGAGAUGGGAAGAGUUUAAGCAGAAGAAACAGGCUUUUGAUCCCCUGGCCAUCCUUGCACCAGGACACAGGAUUUUCCAAAAGGCAGUAGCUUCUUUAUGACAGUUGACUACCCUAAAAAACACAUAUCUGUACAAAAGAAUAGCCAUAGAAAUAUAUAUAUUUUUUUUCAUAUUUUUGCAACACCUUGACAGCCUGAAAGAAAAGGAAUGAGUAUGGGAGCAAUCCAAAACUGAUCCUGGAUGAUAUAUUUGUCCAGUUGCAGAGAAAAAAAGCAUAAGAAAAUUAUAUGAAAAGCCGAAAUCUUUGGACUGGGAUGUAAGGAAAAGGACUACUUUGGGGGGAAAAAACAAGAGGCAUCAACAUCAGAAUGGACAAUAAACAACUGGGUUUCUAACAAGAUUUAGAGAACACUCGGUACAAAAAUUGUUCUUUGCAUGCAAAAACAAAAAUUCCAAAGAGCGCCAGGUGUUAGUUUCUGUAGAAUAGUUCUAGAACAGUAGAAAGAUCAAGCCUAGAUGAGUUUAAUCAGCCACAUUAGAAAGAUGUAAAGUAGUAUUUUUGCUAAGUUUUUUUGUAUAAGAUUAAUCCAGUGUGUCAUCAUUAUUAACUGUAUGGCAAACAGUAACUGUUAGUAAGAACGGCAUGAGAGCAUGAAAUACCUUAUUGCAGCUAAUCAAAAGCAGCAGGUCUUUCUCCUAAAAUGCUGAGAAAUAAAACAAGGAAGAUUUGCAUACA
Messenger RNA from Phalaenopsis equestris, 2211 nucleotides. RefSeq names its product cytokinin dehydrogenase 4-like. Gene Ontology annotation, biological process: cytokinin metabolic process. The transcript is spliced from 4 exons. NCBI's taxonomy places the organism in Eukaryota, Viridiplantae, Streptophyta, Magnoliopsida, Asparagales, Orchidaceae. The record is from RefSeq and is a predicted model, not a curated record. The coding region runs from base 13 to 1575 and encodes 520 amino acids. Gene Ontology annotation, molecular function: cytokinin dehydrogenase activity; FAD binding.